UUGGCCUCGAUGCAGCAGGUAAAACCACCAUCCUGUACAAGCUCAAGCUGGGUGAAAUCGUUACCACCAUUCCAACUAUUGGUUUCAAUGUUGAGACAGUGGAGUACAAGAACAUCAGUUUCACGGUGUGGGACGUCGGUGGUCAGGACAAGAUCCGUCCUCUGUGGAGACACUACUUCCAGAACACACAGGGCCUGAUCUUUGUUGUGGACAGUAACGAUAGGGAGCGAAUGGAAGAGGCAGCACAAGAGCUGGACAAAAUGUUGGGGGAGGAUGAGCUGAGAGAUGCUGUGCUGCUGAUAUUUGCCAACAAACAGGACCUGCCCAAUGCCAUGGCAGCAGCAGACAUCACCAAGAAUCUCAAGCUCAACGACCUUCGCAACAGAAAAUGGUACAUCCAAUCAACAUGUGCGACACAAGGGAACGGCUUGUACGAGGGACUGGAUUGGUUAUCUAACGAGUUGGCCAGCAAGUAGACCCCACCCACACAAUGCCAUAUAUAGACAUACUGUCCUCCUAACUAUGAACCAAUUCAUGUACAUUUCUUGGGUAGACUCCUAGUAGAUAUAUCAUGGCCCUUGUUCUCGAAUACCAGAAGAAUAAGAAAAACGUAUGUUGCUAUUGGCUAGAAAGAGUGAAAAAUUGUAAAUGUGGCCCAAUUCUUUUUACUUUCUUUCUCGUGUUUUGCUUUCACGUACAAUGGAAAGGAAAAAUUGUGCAAGAACAUUUGUAGAAGAUUCAGAGAAUUAGAAAUGCAGAACAGACCCGAGUUUUAGUGUAUAGUGCGAGCUAGCAGUUACUGUAGUUUCAGCCUGAGUUAAAUUAACAUGGUACUUAACAUUAUUAACUAUUACUUAUUAUAUAAGAAUGGUUACAAAGCUCUUGACUUUUCCCCAAAAGGACUAUGCAAAUAGUUCAUGUGGGCCGAUAUUAACAAUAAAAAAUACUAAAAAAAAGUCACAGAUUUUCCAACCUGGCCAUCUUGACCCUCUUUCUACAAAGAAAUGACAUUAGGCGUUAAAUAAAGAUACAUUGUUUUUUCUUUCUUAA
Messenger RNA from Branchiostoma floridae (Florida lancelet), 1050 nucleotides. Its product is annotated as ADP-ribosylation factor 4. Gene Ontology annotation, molecular function: GTPase activity; GTP binding. Gene Ontology annotation, cellular component: plasma membrane; cytoplasm. Gene Ontology annotation, biological process: vesicle-mediated transport; intracellular protein transport. The record is from RefSeq and is a predicted model, not a curated record. Lineage: Eukaryota; Metazoa; Chordata; Leptocardii; Amphioxiformes; Branchiostomatidae.